Molecule: messenger RNA, 2474 nt
Organism: Podarcis muralis (Common wall lizard)
Lineage: Eukaryota; Metazoa; Chordata; Lepidosauria; Squamata; Lacertidae
Product: histamine H3 receptor-like
Biological process (GO): chemical synaptic transmission; G protein-coupled receptor signaling pathway, coupled to cyclic nucleotide second messenger; adenylate cyclase-inhibiting G protein-coupled acetylcholine receptor signaling pathway
Cellular component (GO): dendrite; plasma membrane; synapse
Molecular function (GO): G protein-coupled acetylcholine receptor activity; histamine receptor activity; G protein-coupled serotonin receptor activity
Source: RefSeq, a predicted model, not a curated record
ACCGCUGACUCACUCAAGCCGACCAAGUCCCGCGUUCAAGCCAGAAGCUUCACUCGUCCUCCCAAGUAGAGCGUCUCAGUCAAGGAAUGAAACGCUUCUCGUCGUUCUUGUAACACGAAUAUUUAUAUAUAUAUAUAUAUUUUAUUUAUUUGAAAUCGCGCCCUUGCAAUUUGGGGGUCUCCGGCCGCCCUGCCUCUUCUUUCCUCCUCUCCCCCUGCAGCUAUGGCGGAAGAGCGGCUGGAUACCAAUUUCUCCAGCGUCUCUGCCUCGCUGGGCAACGGGUGCGCGGCGGGCGAGGAGCGGCACUUUCAGCACCACGGACAGUUCUCCGCGCCCGUCUCCGCCCUACUGGCCUCGCUGAUGGGACUCGUGGUUCUGAUCACGGUGCUGGGCAACGCGCUGGUCAUCUUGGCUUUCGUGGUGGACAAGAGCCUCCGGACCCAAGGGAAUUUCUUCUUUCUCAACUUGGCCAUUGCUGAUCUUUUAGUAGGUGGAUUUUGCAUCCCUCUGUACAUCCCUUACAUCCUGACAGGCGAGUGGAAGUUUGGAAAGGGCUUGUGCAAGCUCUGGCUGGUGGCCGAUUACCUGGUCUGCAGCGCUUCCGUCUUCAACAUUGUUCUGAUCAGUUUUGACAGAUUCAUCUCUGUGACAAAGGCGGUGAGUUACAGAGCUCAGAAGGGGAUGACCAGGAACACAGUGGUAAAAAUGGUCAUGGUCUGGGUAGCAGCAUUUCUCCUUUAUGGCCCAGCGAUCAUCAGCUGGGAAUACAUUGCACAUCGAAGCAUCCUGCCCGAGAAAGAGUGCUAUGCUGAGUUCUUCUACAAUUGGUACUUCCUCAUGAUUGCCUCCACGAUAGAGUUCUUCACUCCUUUCAUCAGCGUCUCCUACUUCAACUUAAGCAUUUACAUCAACAUUAGGAAGAGGACCCCCCUGAGGAGGGAGACGCUGCCACUCAGUCACAGAGGCGGCAAAAGUCGCCCCCGAGAGAAGCAAGAACACCCCAACUUUUUUAUGAAAGUGAGCCAGAAAAGGAGUAAGGAGAAGACAGCAAGCAGUUCCUCCUUUGCUGAGCCCGCAGUCCAGCAGCUCAGCAUUGGUCACCUCCAGAGCCAGCCGGCCGAUUUUAACGUCAACCAAGAUCUUCUGCCUUUGCAAGUGGAACUUCAGACUAAAUCCCCAUGGGAUGGUUUCUACAAAGCUCUGGAGAGUCUUUCCACCACCAAGAGAAAAACAGAGGUUGCCAACACUAUGGCUAGCCGGUUCCGGCUUUCCCGGGAUAAAAAAGUGGCCAAAUCUUUGGCCAUCAUCGUCUGCAUUUUUGCUCUUUGUUGGGCUCCUUACACACUGCUGAUGAUCAUCAGAGCAGCUUGCCAUGGGAAAUGCAUCCCACAUGCUCUCUACGAAGCCUCCUUUUGGCUCCUGUGGUUGAAUUCAGCCAUUAACCCCAUUUUAUACCCUUUGUGCCACAUGAGUUUCAGAAAAGCUUUUUUCAAACUGUUGUGCCCAGGGAAAGCUAAGAUCCACCCCAAUAUGUUCCUGUGAGAACAUUUAAGGCGAGAGAACAGGUUUUAAGAGUGAUGUGGUUUUUUUCAUUUGAGAAAGAAACAUUGAUUGUACGCUAGUCUGAAGACCUAAAGACUUGUCUGCGUUCGAAAGAUGGCCUUGCAACAUUCUACCCUCAAACAUGUGCUGGAUUUUUAUAUUUUAUUUUGCAGUGCUGCAGAAAUUUAGAAAAUUCAGCGCUGUUUUGAGAAAAUACAAGACUUUGCAACUAAUAUCCUGCAGUGCUAAUGUAUGCUCAAUGAGGACUGAUCGAUUAUUGAUAUUGUUGUAAGGAAACUCAACUCAUACAUUGGGCAUCUUAAAACUGGAGCCUUGUCUCUUAAGAGUUAGCAGUCAGUGGAAUUCUGUCUGCAAUGUUAUGAAAUGCACUGCCUAUUUGGCACUGUAUGUUGGUGCACUUAACUGCAAAAAAUAAUAAUCAAGGUUUUCAUUCAAGCAGGGGUGGGGAAUUAUGGGAUGGGAGGCCAGAUGAGGCCCAUGGGGCUUUCAAUCUACCCCACUGCCUCCUUUCUCCCCUUCUCUAUUAGAGCCAAUGGAUGGCUGUUUCCAAGCCUGAUUACUGCAUUGGCUGCAUUGCAGUGGUGCAAAUGGGGAAGAAAGGCUUAACCCGAGGCAAGCAGGUAUAACAGGGCAGCAAGAUUUAACACAGCAGCUUUAACCUGAAAGGUUUUUAGUUACCGUAGCUGCAGAUUCUAGUUGAAUUCAAGACCACUCCCAAGAUUUGUGCUAAAGCAGAUGAUGAGUUGCCUUCAAUAGCUGGAUUAUUGUGGCUGCCUGUGUGUCAAAACAAACCUAAAGAUAUACAUCUAAAGUGUCAAAAGUUAAAGACUUACGUCAUGUGCAUUUUAGAGCUAGUGUGGUGUAAAUGGUUAGAGUGCCAAGACUAGGACAUGGGAGAGACCAGGCUUCAA